Hermetia illucens (black soldier fly) is the source of this 572-nucleotide messenger RNA. Its product is annotated as odorant receptor 2a-like. Gene Ontology annotation, cellular component: plasma membrane. Gene Ontology annotation, molecular function: olfactory receptor activity; odorant binding. Gene Ontology annotation, biological process: sensory perception of smell; detection of chemical stimulus involved in sensory perception of smell. Bases 22 to 477 code for a protein of 151 amino acids. The transcript has 3 exons. The record is from RefSeq and is a predicted model, not a curated record. NCBI's taxonomy places the organism in Eukaryota, Metazoa, Arthropoda, Insecta, Diptera, Stratiomyidae.
CUAGUGUCUAGUGUGAAAAGGAUGCGAGUCCUGACAAGUGUAUCAGCUUUGAAGCAAAUUCGGAUUUUCAACCACCUUGAUUACAUCAUUUCAAGGAUAAUGUUGACUACCUUCUUAAUCACGGGCGUGCUUCUCAGCUGUAGUGUAGUUCAGUGCUUGUAUUUUGACCUAACACCGGCGGAGAAAGCAGGCUUAGUAAUGUUCUUUACGGGUACCCCGCUGGAGCUAGCGUUAUGUUGUUAUUUCGCCGAUAGAUUCAUGGUGAAAACGGACCAACUGGUUAAUGUGAUUUACAAUAUGAAUUGGUACGAACAAGGUCCUGAAUUUCGGAAGAUGGUGAUCAUAUUCAUGGAAAUGAAUCAGAAUAAAAAAGUGAUUCUGGCUGGAAAUUUAAAAGAAGUCAAUUUGGCGGCAUGUAUGGAUAUUUUCAAAUUCACUUACACGUUGAUUGCUUUUGUAUUGCAAAUGAGCGGUUGAAUCCUAGUGAAAAGAGUUGUGCAGUGUUUUAUGUUCUCAUUCAAUAUCUCGAGUUCCUUGUGACUUCAGUUGGUUAAAUUGCUUAAUAAACACAA